Messenger RNA from Hevea brasiliensis (rubber tree), 1342 nucleotides. Its product is annotated as gamma carbonic anhydrase 1, mitochondrial-like. Lineage: Eukaryota; Viridiplantae; Streptophyta; Magnoliopsida; Malpighiales; Euphorbiaceae. The record is from RefSeq and is a predicted model, not a curated record. The transcript has 5 exons. The coding region runs from base 36 to 851 and encodes 271 amino acids.
UUGAAACCUGAGGGGACUAACAGACCAAGAAGAAGAUGGGGACCCUAGGCAGAGCGAUAUACUCCGUCGGAUUCUGGAUUCGCGAGACCGGCCAGUCCCUCGAUCGUCUCGGCUGCCGCCUCCAGGGCAACUAUUACUUCCAAGAGCAAUUGUCUAGACAUCGAACUCUCAUGAACAUAUUUGAUAAAGCUCCUGUGGUUGAUAAAGAUGCGUUUGUGGCUCCCAGUGCAUCUAUCAUUGGGGAUGUUCAAGUGGGUAGAGGAUCAUCUAUUUGGUAUGGAUAUGUUUUGAGAGGUGAUGUGAACAGCAUUAGCAUUGGAUGUGGAACUAAUAUACAAGAUAACUCCCUUGUGCAUGUGGCAAAAUCUAAUCUAAGUGGGAAGGUGCUACCAACUAUAGUAGGGGACAAUGUUACCAUAGGCCAUAGUGCUGUUCUUCAUGGCUGUACUGUUGAGGAUGAGGCUUUUGUUGGUAUGGGAGCAACACUUCUUGAUGGUGUUGUUGUAGAGAAACAUGCCAUGGUUGCUGCUGGAGCCCUUGUAAGACAGAACGCAAAGAUCCCUGCUGGAGAGGUAUGGGGAGGCAAUCCGGCAAAGUUUCUGAGGAAGCUAACUGAUGAAGAGAUAGCCUUUAUUGCACAAUCAGCAACCAAUUAUUCCAAUCUUGCACAGGUUCACGCUACUGAGAAUGCUAAGCCUUUUGAUGAGAUAGUGUUUGAGAAGGUGCUGCGCAAGAAGUUUGCUCGUUGGGAUGAAAAGUAUCACUCAAUGCUGGGUGUUGUUCGUGAAACUCCCCCUGAACUCAUCCUUCCAAGAAAUAUCCUACCAGAUAAAUCACCCAAGGCAAUUUAAGGUUUUUUCAUGAGGUAUUGUUUCUGAAAUUCAACUCUUGAGAGUCAACUUUCAAGAAAUAUUAUCAUUUUGUGCUGAUACAUUAAGGGACUGCUUUCUUUGCCAAUUCCAAUAAUACCAAACAUGUGUAGGCAGAAUAAUGGCUCCUUUUUAGCUUAUGGCUCUGCCCAAAUUGUGGUCUUUCCGACACUAUUUUCUUCCAUGGGAGAAGUUAAUGCCAUAAAGGAGGGUUAACUUUGAUGUUCAUCUGAUCCUUGUACCAACAUGUUUGUUUCUUGAUACAAUUUUGGUGAUCUGUAUUUCUGGUAUCAAGUCAUUUCAGAGAUGACAUGACAUGACUAAUUAUUUCAUUUGAACAGUACACUUUUUGCACCUAUUGUGCUUACUCCUGUGAACUUCUGGAUGCAUUUAUCAUUCUUUUAUAUAAUUUGUAACUAAACCAGAAAUCUAGGAAGUAAACAAAGUAGACUAUUUUGCUUGUUUGAAUAGAA